Nicotiana attenuata is the source of this 2045-nucleotide messenger RNA. Its product is annotated as protein NRT1/ PTR FAMILY 2.7-like. The coding region runs from base 141 to 1802 and encodes 553 amino acids. Gene Ontology annotation, cellular component: plasma membrane. The transcript has 4 exons. The record is from RefSeq and is a predicted model, not a curated record. Gene Ontology annotation, biological process: transmembrane transport. NCBI's taxonomy places the organism in Eukaryota, Viridiplantae, Streptophyta, Magnoliopsida, Solanales, Solanaceae. Gene Ontology annotation, molecular function: transmembrane transporter activity.
GCUGAUAGAUUAUACUAUAUAUAUUAGUGCUCUCUGAAGAGUUUGAACUAUCAUUUAAUGUGUAAACGCUCAGAUAUUAGUAGAAGAAAUUCCUUUUGCUGAUACACAAUAACUUCAGAAGUUCUUUUAUUUGUUCAGCCAUGGAAGCUCCAUCCGAGGCACAUGGUAAACUAGGAGCCUGGAUCACCUUCCCCUUCAUCAUAGCGACAACAGUAGGUUCAAACCUAGCAUUUGGAGGUUUGACGAGCAACCUUAUAGUGUAUCUGAUAAAGGAAUAUGAAGUGGAGAGCAUCGAUGCUGCUCAGAUAUCAAAUCUGGUUAAUGGUGCUGGAAGUUUGAUUCCCGUCGUUGCUGCUAUUAUUGCCGACUCAUUCAUUGGUUGCUACUCUAUCAUCUGGGUUUCAUCCAUCAUCUCUUUAUUGGGCACAAUCCUUUUAGCUUUAACAGCAACACUUGAUUCUUUGAGGCCUAAGCCUUGUGAAGUUGGCUCAACAUCAUGCAGUCCUACACCAAAAGUUCAGUAUGUAGUACUCUAUGCAGCCAUAAUUCUGGCAACUCUGGGGAGUGGUGGUUCUCGAUCAACCCUUUCAACAUUUGGAGCCAAUCAAUUUAAUAAACCAAAGGAUCAAGGGAUUUUCUUCAAUUGGUUCUUUUUCUUCGUGUAUGGUUCUUCUGUAGUAGCAUCCACAGCUGUUGUCUAUGUUGAAGAUAAUGUGAGCUGGAAAAUUGGAUUUUUCAUUUGUGUUGGAGCUAGUGUUCUUGGUUUAGUCAUUUUCCUAAUGGGAAGCAGAUUUUACACUAAUUCUAAGCCAGAAGGUAGUCCAUUCACCAGUUUGGCACGUGUUGUGGUUGCAAGUAUUAGGAAAAGAAAGGAACCACUCCCAUCGAGUGGUGAUGAUUUCUACCAUGGACAUAAUCAUGUUGCACCUAAAGCAAUAGUUGUUCCACCUUCAAGAACCUUCAGGUUCUUAAACCAUGCAGCCAUUAGAAGUGAAGGUGACGUUAAACCAGAUGGCUGUAUAGCUAAACCCUGGAAACUUUGUUCAGUCCAAGAAGUAGAAGAUUUUAAAUCCUUAAUCAGAACCUUACCACUAUGGUCAAGUAGCUUUUUCCUUGGCACAACAAUUGGUGUACAAGCAAGUAUGUCAAUCCUUCAAGCCUUAGCAAUGGACCGUCACGUUGGACCUCAUUUCCAAAUCCCAGCUGGUUCCAUACUCGUUUUUUCCAUGAUCUCUACUGCUCUAUUCCUCACCCUGUUCGACAAAUUUCUUUUUCCCGUGUGGAAGAAGUUGACUGGCAAAUCCCUAACUCCUCUCCGGAGAAUCGGCGUCGGGCACGUGCUCAAUGCUCUGGUCAUGGGCGUCUCGGCCUUAGUCGAGUCGAAGAGGCUAAAGGUAGCAAAAUCGAACAACCUUGAUCAAGGUUAUAAUAUUGUGCCAAUGUCAGUGUUAUGGCUUGUGCCUCAAUUAGCACUUGUUGGCAUUUCAGAGGCAUUUCAUUUUCCUGGACAAGUUGCAUUUUACUAUCAAGAAUUUCCUACAACCUUAAAAAACAUGGCAACUGCGAUGAUUUCGGUGAUUGUUGGGGUCGCAUUUUACUUGACUACUGCUCUAAUUGAUGUAGUUAGAAGGACGACAAAUUGGUUACCAGGUAACAUAAAUAAGGGAAGGCUGGACAAUGUGUAUUGGGUAUUGGUUGUAGGCGGGGUAUUGAACUUUGGUUACUAUGUGACAUGUGCUUGGCUUUACAAAUAUCAAAACCUGGAGGGCGUGGAGCAUAGUGAUUCUCCUUCUGAUGAGUGAUUCACGGGUCAAUAAGAAAAGAAACUUAAUAAUUAAUUAUGAUCAUUGACCUUGAAGUUACUUCACAAUUUAUGAUUAUAUUACGAGUUCGGAAUUCUGUUAUGGGUUAUGACUAUCAAAUGAAAAUAAUUGUUAUUUACAUAUUGAAGAAAGACCAUACCUAACUCAUUUAUGAUUUAUGAAUAUGUAAAACCACUGUUUACGCCUUUUGGUGUUUGUGAAUAAAAUGAGAGGAGUAGUAGU